Naegleria lovaniensis is the source of this 1383-nucleotide messenger RNA. RefSeq lists its product as uncharacterized. Lineage: Eukaryota; Heterolobosea; Eutetramitea; Acrasida; Naegleriidae. Bases 1 to 1383 code for a protein of 460 amino acids. The record is from RefSeq and is a predicted model, not a curated record. The transcript has a single exon.
AUGUACAUUCCACCUCUUUCUCUCGUCUGUAAGCUUGAAUAUGAUCAAGUAAAAUUCUCAGAUCCAGGUGCCAGUAUGAUCGGAAUGGCCAGUAUUAGCGCUCCAGCCUUUGAAAGCCAAGAAUUUCAAUCACGGGCUCCCAUUGAUCUCUGUUGCGUGAUUGAUAAGAGUGGAUCUAUGGAAGGAUCAAAAUUAGAACUCGUGAAAACCUCUCUCCGAUUCAUGAUUGAUCAAAUGAAACCUCAUGAUCGGAUUUGUAUUAUUGAAUUUGAUAGCCAUGUAAAUACUUGUUUGCAACUCACACAGAUGGAUAAGGCUGGAAAGACUUUGGCUCAACAUGCCGUUGCAUCCAUCAAGGCUGGUUCAUGUACGAAUAUUUCUGGUGCCUUGUUGGAAGCCUUUGAUAUCAUGUCCCAACGAUCACAAAAGGCAACCAUUUCCUCUAUUUUACUCUUUACGGAUGGUUUGCCAACAAAGGGAAUUAUGGCACAAGAGAAAUUGGUACAAAUGGUUGAGAAGUGUAUUGUAAAGAGUUCAAGUUCAUUAUUUACUUUUGGAUUUGGUGAAGAACAUUCAUCGAAUUGUUUGGUUGCGCUCAGUCAAUCGGGUGGAGGCUUGUAUUAUUAUAUUAAGAAAGAUGACGAAAUUCCUCAAGCAUUUUCAGAUUGUUUGGGAGGAUUGUUAACAGUGUUUGCUCAAAAUAUUGUAUUGAAAAUUCAAUGUACAGGAGAUAAUGGAGUCAUUUUGAAAGGAGCCAUUCUCAAUGAGGGAGGAUAUAAGCAGCAAGUUGUUGAACCUAACAAGGAAAUUCUUGUCAAGCUUGGUGAUAUUUAUGCAGAGGAACAACGUGAUAUAUUAUUUGAAAUGCAACUUCCAAUGUUGCGAUUUCCAAUUGAGAAACAAGAAUUGGUGACCGUCACUCUUGAAUAUUACAAUGUUGAGAAAGCAGACAAGGAGAGUCUGGUUUGCGAAACUUAUGUGUCAAGAAGUGAACAAACCAAGAAUAGUACUAUUGAAAACAAUUUUGCUCUUACACUUAUUGACAUUCAAAGAAAUAGAAUUGCUGCAGCCGAAGCCUUAAAGCAAGCUCGUCACUUUGCAGAUAACAAUGGUUUGGAAAAUGCCCGAAAUUUAUUAGGAAAUGUCAUUGGUCAAAUUCAAACAAGUCCUUCGAAUCAAGAAUCAUUUUGCCAAGCUCUCAUUCGCGACUUGAGAGAAUGUUUGGAAGAAAUGACAAGCCAUGAUCGAUAUCAACAAGUGGGCAGUAAGGUCGUGAAUGCCAUGUGGUGUGCCAACGUUCAGCAACGAAGCAAUAUCAGUUCUCGAACUUAUGAAACCAAAAGCAAAAAGUCAGUGAAAGCCAAAGCUGUCACAUUCAAAUAA